AUGUCUCGGAACAUUCCGAUCGUCGACGCAGAUGUCGAAACAGAUUGCCUGAUCAUUGGAGCGGGCCCUGCUGGGGCCUCUUUGGCAUGUUUCUUGAUAAAUUACGGACUCAGAGUGAUGGUCAUCUCGGACGCGCCGGGAACGACGGCCACUCCGAGGGCGCAUCUGAUCAACAUGGCAGGCCUUGAGUGCAUGCGAGAUCUUGGCCUCGAAGACGAGUGUCUACGCCUGGGAAACCGAGGGGACGCGCUCAAUUCGAUCCGUUGGUGCUACUCUAUAACCGGGGUAGAGUAUGGACGAAUCCAUGCCUGGGGUGCUGGUCCAGCAAAGAUGGGCGAAGUGGCGGAUGUCAGUCCCUGUGCGUCUCUGGAUCUCCCACAGACUUACCUGGAGCCGAUCCUGGUCCGCUAUGCGACCACUCACGGUGUCAAAUGUCUGUUCAACACGUGUUUUGCGGAACUUGAGCAAGACGCCCAGGGCUGCGUGACGACUGCUGUGAACAAAGUCCUCGGCCAGAAAUUCAAGAUCCGAUCCCGCUACGUCUUUGGUUGCGACGGAGCAAGGAGCCCAGUGGCAGCUCAGAUCGGACUCUCGUACAACGUGCAGCCGUCCGGAGGUGUUGCAUACAAUAUCCUGUUCAAUGCCGAUUUGGGCGACGUGAUGAAACAUCAAACCGGACACUUGCAUUGGAUCAUGCAGCCGGACACGGACCUGGAGCACGGAAUUGCGCCCGUGUUGCGCAUGGUCAAGCCGUGGCAUCAAUGGAUCCUGGUGGUAUUCCCCAAGCCAGGAGUCGACAUUAAAGCUUUUGGCUCCUCUCAAGAAGCUACGAACCAGGUCAACGAUCUGAUCCGGGCAGUGAUAGGUGAUGACAAAAUCCCCUUUGAGGUGGUGGACAUCUCGAGCUGGAGGAUCAACGAAACGGCCGCGAAAUCCUAUUCCAAAGGCAACGUAUUUUGCCUCGGUGAUGCGGUCCACCGACACCCUCCCAUAUUCGGCCUCGGGAGCAACACCUGCAUACAGGACGCCUACAACUUGGCUUGGAAAGCCGCGCUGGUCCUCCAGGGGAAGGCAGGGGAGGCCCUGCUGGACACGUACAACGUGGAGCGGCAGCCCGUUGGCCAAGAUCUGGUCAAGUGGUCCAACGAGCUGCUACGGAACCACGCGACGGUCUGGGGCGCGAUUGGCAUGUUUGGGGAGACGAAGGAGGAGCGCAUCAAGGCCAACAGGGAACUGUCGGAGGCGUCCGCGGCCGGGAGGACACGACGCCGCGAGCUGUUUGAGGCUCUCGAGCGACACCGCGGCGAAGGCGACAGCGUGGGCAUGAUGAUGAACCAGUGGUAUACUUCCCACGCCGUCUACCUCGCCGACGAAGAGGGCCCUCAACUGCCCUUCCCCGGCGACUACCUCACCCAGGCCCGCGUCAGCACGUACCCGGGCAACCGGCUCCCGCACGCCUGGCUCAGCAGGGACGUUCCCAGCGCGGAGGUCUCGACGCUCGACCUGGCCGGGAAAAGCGCCUUUUCGCUCUUCACUGGCCACGGCGGAGACGGGUGGAAAGCCGCGGCCAGGCGCGUGGGAGAUCGGCUCGGGAUCACCGUCCACGCCUUCGCCAUUGGCUUUGGCCUCGACUACGCUGACAAAUACCGCGAUUGGACCAAGAGGAGAGAGGUGGACGAGGACGGGUGCGUGCUCGUCCGACCUGACCGGUAUGUCGCAUGGCGGGCGAAGACGGUGGCAGGGGGAGGGGCAGAGGGAGUGACAAAGACAGAAGCUGCAAGAUGGUGCGAAGAAAAGCUCGAACGAGUCUUGAGGUCGAUCCUGUCGCUCUAA
This is a messenger RNA of Fonsecaea pedrosoi CBS 271.37, 1833 nucleotides long. RefSeq lists its product as uncharacterized. The coding region runs from base 1 to 1833 and encodes 610 amino acids. The record is from RefSeq and is a predicted model, not a curated record. NCBI's taxonomy places the organism in Eukaryota, Fungi, Ascomycota, Eurotiomycetes, Chaetothyriales, Herpotrichiellaceae. Gene Ontology annotation, molecular function: FAD binding. The transcript has 5 exons.